This is a messenger RNA of Microbotryum saponariae, 546 nucleotides long. Lineage: Eukaryota; Fungi; Basidiomycota; Microbotryomycetes; Microbotryales; Microbotryaceae. The record is from the annotation of a GenBank genome assembly.
AUGGACAGCUCUCCCGCCUCGCCUUUGGCCCCCAGGGAUCCCAGCUCCCCUGAAUCUUCGAUCGGCGAACAAAUCGCCACUCUACAGGCCCAGCUUGCCGCUCUGCAGGCCUCGCAACCCGCCGCCGCCGCAGCCGCCGCACCCCCGGCCGUCACCGUCGUGCCGGGGAACGCCGCCACCGCAUCCAAGGUCGUGUUUCCCAAGCACGCUCGUCUGGACGGCCCCAAGUCGUUCACCAACUGGUUGCGUCAACUCCGUCUUGCACUCCCGAACCAGGUUCGUGGUUACGUUCUCGACGGUGUCGUUCCCCCGACCUGGACCGCCGACCAGCUUGCCGCACGUGACGACGCCGCCCGGGAAAUCAUCGUUGGCUCUAUCGACUCCGCCGACGUAUCGGCCACCCUCGACGCCAUCCCCAGCGACGACCUGUCGGCACCGCGCAUCUUUGCCGCUCUCAAGGCUCGUUUUGCACCGGACGACGCUACACGCACUCUCGAUUCGCUCCCUUUUUUGCGCUGCUCUCCCUUCCAUACCAUACGCGAGUAA